Messenger RNA from Miscanthus lutarioriparius, 918 nucleotides. Lineage: Eukaryota; Viridiplantae; Streptophyta; Magnoliopsida; Poales; Poaceae. The record is from the annotation of a GenBank genome assembly.
AUGGCGUUCCUCCUUCCCAAGCUCACAACGCCGUCAGGCCCGUCAUGCAAGUUGCCCCCGAGUUCCCUCCUCAAGCCCCAGCUCGCCCAGCCGGGCCACGGCGGCGGCAAGAUCCAAGGCUCCGGCUCCGGCUCCAGCUCUGGCGCUGCGCAGGUCGCGGCCCCGGGCCACCUCAGUCUCCUUCUCCUACUCAGCGCCCCGCAGCAGGCAGCAGACCCAGCGUCCAAGUCCACGGCGACCAAGAACCGGGGCAAGGGCGGCGGGGAUCCGCAAAGGUCGGAUUUUUACCUCAACCUCGGGACGGCGGUGCGCACGCUGCGGGACGACCUGCCCGACGUCUUCGACCGGGAACCCAACUACGAUAUCUACCGUGAGGACAUCACAUUUGUCGACCCACUAAACACUUUUCAUGGGCUCGACAACUACAAGACUAUCAUCUGGGCACUUAGAUUCCACGGGUGCCUACUAUUCAGAGAAAUUGGGCUUGAUGUAUCACGCAUUUGGCAACUGACAGAGACUUCAAUAGUUGUCCGGUGGGAGCUGUGGGGCACUCCACGUGUCCCAUGGGAAUCAUAUGGCUGCUUCAGUGGGACGUCGAGAUACAAGGUUGACAGGAAUGGGAAAAUUUACGAGCACAAAGUCGACAACUUGGCAUUGGACUUCCCACGAUCAGUAGUGAAAGUGGGUAGCAUUGCUGACAUGGUAGUCGCCACACCGAGCCCCAAUUUAACGUUUUGGAAUGUGGUUGGGACAGGUGAUGGUUGCUCAUGGACAAAGCUUUAUGAAGCCGUGGUGGAAGCUGUGGAACGGGAAGAACAUAUAGUUCCACUGGCUUUGGCGUUGGAGGUCUACCUGUCCCCUGCAGCUUCGGCUGCGGCUGUGGCUGCAGUUUUUGAACUGCAAACUACUGUAGCUUGA